Molecule: messenger RNA, 3012 nt
Organism: Canis lupus familiaris (dog)
Lineage: Eukaryota; Metazoa; Chordata; Mammalia; Carnivora; Canidae
Gene: CABP7
Product: calcium binding protein 7
Exons: 5
Coding region: 88-735 (215 amino acids)
Molecular function (GO): calcium ion binding
Source: RefSeq, a predicted model, not a curated record
CCGCUCCAGCCGCCCCCGGGGCCGCCGCCGGCCCAUGAGCCCCGACCUCAAAGUUUGCGGCGGGCGGGCGGGCGCGGAGCCUCCAAGAUGCCGUUCCACCCGGUGACGGCGGCGUUGAUGUACCGGGGCAUCUACACCGUGCCCAACCUGCUGUCGGAGCAGCGCCCCGUGGACAUCCCCGAGGACGAACUGGAGGAGAUCCGUGAGGCCUUCAAAGUCUUUGAUCGCGAUGGCAAUGGCUUCAUCUCCAAGCAGGAGCUGGGCACGGCCAUGCGCUCCCUGGGCUACAUGCCCAACGAGGUGGAGCUGGAAGUUAUCAUCCAGCGGCUGGACAUGGAUGGCGAUGGCCAAGUGGACUUCGAGGAGUUUGUGACCCUCCUGGGACCCAAGCUUUCCACCUCGGGGAUCCCAGAGAAGUUCCACGGCACUGACUUUGACACCGUCUUCUGGAAGUGCGACAUGCAGAAGCUGACCGUGGACGAGCUGAAGCGGCUGCUGUACGACACCUUCUGUGAGCACCUGUCCAUGAAGGACAUUGAGAACAUCAUCAUGACGGAGGAGGAAAGCCACCUGGGCACAGCCGAGGAGUGCCCCGUGGACGUGGAGACCUGCUCCAACCAGCAGAUCCGCCAGACGUGCGUGCGCAAGAGUCUGAUCUGCGCCUUCGCCAUCGCCUUCAUCAUCAGCGUCAUGCUCAUCGCAGCCAACCAGGUGCUGCGCAGCGGCAUGAAGUAGGCACACGCAGUGCCUGGGGCCCACUCCGCACCCACGGCCGCCUGCAGUCCUCUCCCUCUCGGCUCCCGGGGCCACCGCCGCCGCGUGUACUCCAGGGCCUGGACGUCUGGCAACCCCACCCCACCCGCCCCUGCGGGCCCUUGCAUGGAGCCAUGGCCUGGCCGCGAGGUCCCGGUGGUGGCUGAGGUCACCCCGAGCCCCGCCCGCACCCUGCCACCCUGGCCUGUAUGUAGCACUAGCUCUUCCCUCCCACUGUCCAGGAGCUCCUGGGAAACUUAGGAGGCAUUCGUAUAGGGUCUGGUAGCCGCUGUGGUCACUUAGGCAGGAAGGAGCACCCUGUGCCCAGGGCCACACAGCCAACCUGACCCUGGUCCCUGAGAUUUGCCCAGGGCUGUGGGCAGGGUAGAGAUGGGGGCAGAAGGCUUCCUCCUAGAGAGGGGGUGAGGCUGAGGUCUCCUGGGCCCUACUCCCUGGCCCAGCCUGAGGAGGCCCUUGGCCUUCUGUGGGGUCCCUUUCUCUGACCCUCCUUAGACUCAAACCUAGCCUUCCUCCAUGUGCCCAUUGAGGCGAGAGAAUUUGCCCAUUUCACAGAUGAAGAGCCUGAGGCUGAGGGCCCCCAGAUUCAGUAUCCCCCUUCAACAGGGAUUUUCAGGAAGGGCAAAAGCUCACAGCAGAUGGGGCAUCUGAGGUGGCCCUGCAGUCUCUGCACCCUCUGAGCCCCCCUGCCAGAGGCCCACUGGCCUGAGGCCCACCUUGCCCACCAUUACCCAGCACAGAGUCUAGAACUGGAGUACAGCGAGGAGGGAAGCAGACCACGGGCCCGGAGGCUGCACAUCACCUGAGCGGCCUGUGCAAUCUCCUCAUCAGCCAGGGGGCUCCUCCAGGGCAGAAGCUUUGGGAGGGGCCCUGGGUCAUGUUGGGCUAAGCGGCUGGUGUAGCCCAGGAAGCUCAGCCAGGCCACUCCCCCAAGUCCAGGGCGUGUCCUUCCGGGUCCCCCAACUUCUCUACACUGUCCAGGCCAGAGACACAGCUCCUACCACGCCCCAGUUGUGCCAUCUCACGUUCAGGCACCAGCUCAGCGUGGGCAGACACGGGGACUGGGACAGCAGAUGGAGUCCUCAAGCUCCUCUCUCAGAUCUGGAGCUCCCUUUCACGGAGGUGACCAUCUCAGCCAUACUGGCACACCCUGUGCCCAGCCGUGCUGAGCCUCUGCCAGCCCUCUGAGGAGAAGGGCAACAGCACUUCUCACCUAGCAGAGGACUUCAUCUCAACCCCAGUCCUGCCUGUCCUCUGACCGGGGCCGGGGCAUGGAGCUAAGGGCGCCGGGCAAGGAGGAAGCCACACCACCAUGGUGACAGACUUUCUUUAUAAACAUCCAGAAGGAAGUUUUACCACCCAUCUUCUCAAGAUGUCCCAAGAGGGAGGGAGGAUGGAGCUGUCUGGAGCAGAGCUAGGACCAGGGCUAUACCUGCUGGGGCAACUCUGGGGCCUUAGUCAAGCCAGGCCCAGCAGCAUGUGGUUUCAGAGGCUCCACAGGGGGCAGCAGGCGGGGGAGAGGCCCUUGGCAUCCCCAGUAGCCCUUAUCUUUAUUGUGACUGACACAAAAGCUGACCAGAUGGGGGUCAAAGUGGGGAUGAGGGGCUCAGCCCCACUGGACGCUGGGCUGCAGGGGCCACCCCCCGGGUGGGGGUGCCCGCAGGGAUGGAGGCAGCUCCUGGACUGGUGGCCAGCCUAUGGGGUACUGGAAGAUGGUGCUUCUCAUGGGUUCAGCCCUAGAGAGAAAGAGAAAGUCAGAGAAUUAGAAUGGGGCCCUGCCCAGGCCCCGGGCUGGGGCACCUCCCUCCAGCUCCCCCUCCCCACCACCCCAGCUACGGGAAAGGUCAGCUGCUUGCAUGACCUUUCUGGAAGGCAGAGCCUCAAAAACAUGCAGACCCUUUGAGCCAGUAACCUCACCUCUAGGAAGGAGCCCAAGUGAAAUAGCAGGGUUGUGGGCAGAGACUGAGCUACAAGAAGCAGAAAAAGCCUGUGUCCACCUGCGGGGGACUGAUUAAAUAAAUACACAUGCACGUCCACAGCAAAGAAUGCUAUGCAGCCCGCAUAAGAAUGACGGCAGACUUGUAUGCACUGAUAAGGAAGGUGUCAUGAUGUACUGUGUGAGAGAAAAAGCAGCUUAUAAAAUAAUGUAUAUAGCAUGAUACUAUUUUUGUUUAAAGAUAUAUAACAUAUAUAAAUGCAUAAAAAAAAAAACCUGGAAGACACAGCAAAAUGUUAACAGUG